AUUCAAAAUGGUUUCGUUGUCUUCUCCAAUAGUGAGUGCAAAUUUGCAAACCCUAAUUUGAAUUUCUCUGCAACUCCACACAACGAGUUUCCCCCUCCUUCAACUUUUGAAACCAUAACUGAACAGAGUCAAAAUCACCGCCAAACCCUAUCAAAACCCUCUAUUCCCUUCUAAGGUUGAUUCCGCCAUUCUUUUCAUCUUCGAUUCUUACCCUUAUAGGGUUUUUCUUUAUAUUCCCUCUCCCAAUGAAUCACCCUCAUCUUCCUCCUCCACCUUCCACCCCAAAUCCCCCUACGAAAAUGCUGAAGGAGUGUGGUAAUUGCGGCUCUCAAGGUCGGUGGAUUCUGCAUCACGUUCGUAUACGAGGCAUUAAUCGUCGGCUUUGCACUUCCUGCGUUCUUCGCCUUCAUCCCAGUUCGUUUUGCCCUUCUUGUUUCCAGUUCUAUGAUCUUUCCGUGUCUCCUCAUCCUGUCAAUCGUUUCACUUGCUCGAAGUGUUCUUCUAUUACACAUUCUCACUGCGUUGUUAAUCCGGCUUGUCCCGAUCCUCAGCUUCUCUCGUCUACUACCUCCUCUUAUCUCUGCCCUCCCUGCGCCAAACCCAAUUUCUCUUUUUUCGAUUUGGACUCUAAACCCCGGAUUUCUCCUAAGUCUAUUGACAGGAAGACCGCCGUCGUGUUGCUCUGUGCGGCUAAGAUUGCCUCUGCUUCGAUGGGGAAGGCUGUGAUUGUGGCGCGAGCGGAUGCGGAGAGGAAAGUGAGGGAGGCGGCUAUGGCGAGGAAGAGAGCCAGAGAGGCUCUUGAGCAUGUUGGUUUUCUUUUGGCUAGAGAAAGAGCUAGGCGUAAGGAGGAGGCGUCUAUGGAGGUUUCAGGUUCUGGGAAUUUGGUGAUGAAGGAGAACGAGAGGAAUAGGAACUUGGGUUCUAUGGUGAAAGUGGAGAAUCCUUUUGAGGUCCCUGCAGUUUCAACUUUGAACAACACUGGUAGUGCUUUAACUCAGAGGAGGGAGAGCUUAAAUGGGUUUGUGAGACAGAUGUCUAUGGUGAAGAACGAGGUGGCUGCUUCCAUGGAGGAAGCUGUAAGGCAGAAAAAUGUUGAGGCUGACCGUUUACAGAGUAAUAACAACAUUGGUUUAAAUGAGAAGGAGAAGUCUGGAAAUGAGAAUGAGAAUGGCGAAGUUGAGCAUGUGCAACAUGAUCGUAUUGGAGGAAUUGUUAAUACCACAAAAUAGCCUUUUUGAUGAUACAGAGCCAAGAAUUGAUCACAUCAUUGUUUCCUUGGUCUUUUGCAAAAUGAUAUGGUUCUAAAGUAUAAAAAUUUAUUAAGUUAUUUUCGUAUGGGUGUGACUUGGCUCUUUUUAGGAAUUCAUAUAGUGAGGAUAUUACAAUGCCUGUGAAUUUUUUUCCAGAUAUUCCUUGUUGAGAUUUGGGUGGUCUAGAGUUUAUCAGAAUUCUCUUUUCAAAGGCCCCUCCUUGCAUGGUGUAAAAAAUGUAGAUUAAUUGAAGUUCAACAUUAUUCUGUGUAUCUGCGAGACUGUUACUUUGCACAUUAUUGCAGCAUUCUACUGCAUUCUUUUCUUUUAGUUUCCUGAAACCCCCUCUCAACUUUGAUGAACUUAUACUCUUGACAUUCUUGAGAUAGUGUUAUAGUUUAUUUUGCUUCUUUUGUCUCAAGAUUGGUGACUGUCAUAGAGAAAAUGACUCAGAAUUGUGAUGGAAUGAAUUGGAUGGGGGUUUCCAUUGUCUCA
Benincasa hispida (wax gourd) is the source of this 1745-nucleotide messenger RNA. RefSeq lists its product as uncharacterized. Lineage: Eukaryota; Viridiplantae; Streptophyta; Magnoliopsida; Cucurbitales; Cucurbitaceae. The record is from RefSeq and is a predicted model, not a curated record.